Chanos chanos (milkfish) is the source of this 2055-nucleotide messenger RNA. Its product is annotated as syntaxin-binding protein 4. The record is from RefSeq and is a predicted model, not a curated record. The transcript is spliced from 21 exons. NCBI's taxonomy places the organism in Eukaryota, Metazoa, Chordata, Actinopteri, Gonorynchiformes, Chanidae. Gene Ontology annotation, molecular function: protein binding. Bases 1 to 2055 code for a protein of 684 amino acids.
AUGCCUACGUUCUCUGUGAUGUAUAAAGGAGCUGUCAUGAUAAGCAGGACACUGAUGGGUCCGUAUGGAGUAGAUCGAGCUGUACAUUCCAUGGAAUUCACCGACUGUGAGAAUGGAUUAGGAAUUAAAGUGAUUGGUGGUGUAAAAGAAUUAACUGGAGAAGAGUUUGGAGUGUAUGUCAAAAGGAUCUUACCUGGUGGCCUUGCUUCGAUUGAUGGGCACCUACAGCCUGGAGACCAGAUCUUGGAGGUGAAUGGGGAAAGUCUGAUCGGAGUUACAAGCGAAAGGGCUGUGGACGUUCUAAGGACUGCAUCUUCGACCAAUCAUAUGCGUCUUCUUAUAGCCAGGGAUGAGGAGGCCAGGAGGGAAUUUGCAGAACUGCUUGAAAAAUACGGCUCCAGCGGCAGCACAGGUUCCACAAGGAAUUCUCCCAUUCAGAAUGCAGGCAGAUACUUAGACAGCACGUCAUCGGGGUCCUCAUCCAGGUCUCAGAGUCCACUGCUCCUCAGUCCUGCUGGCUCUCAGAGCACAUACACCAACACAGGCAGCCUACUGCGCUCCCUCAGUCACCCAGGGGAGGGGGUCAUUCAGCUGAUCUCAGUGGCUCGUUCCUGCAGUUUGGGCAUCACCAUAGGGGGAGGUUCCAACAGACCUGACGGUCCAGCAGUUUACAUCCAGGAGAUCCUGUCUGGAGGAGACUGCCACAGGGACGGCAGGCUGAGACCGGGUGAUCAGCUAAUCGCCAUUAACAAGGAGUCUUUGAUAGGGGUGACGUACGAGGAGGCAAGGAGCCUUCUGAAUAAAGUCAAAUUCAGCCAAGAGAGUGUGGUGGAGAUUGCCUUCAUCCCUGGAAAAGGCUCUUUUCCAAACAGUUCCUCUCUACACAAUGGAGUACAGAAGGCUGUUGGGAAUGGCUGCAGCUCCAGUCGGCUAAAAGUUCACAGAUCUCCAGAGAUCCAUCCAGAAGAACGUGCCCCAGUGCCUUCCUCUUCCCCAGAGAUCUCUCCUCCAGACAUACAUGUAUCAGCCUCCUCCACCACCCAGAGGGCUGCUGCUGCUGUGGCCAAACCCAAGAUCUCACUGGACCCCCACAUACGGCUCCGCUCAGAGAAGCUUGACUUGGCCCUGUCUUACCUGGGACUGGACAUCACUGAUGAGAAGCGAAGAAAGCUGAGACAGAGCCUGACUACAGACUCUCAGGGAACUGUGUCAUAUGGAGACUUUGUGGAGGCCACACGAACUGUUUUCCAAGACAAUCUGGAGGAGGCGGGGCUAGCACAGGGACCCUUCAUGUUCUCCUACCACGAAGCAGCUAGUUUGAUGGACACCUCAGCGUUUCACUCUCCCACCUGUGAGUCAGAAUGCAGCUAUAGCAGUGAAGAACUGGAACAGUUUCAAACUGAGGUGAAGCAACUUCAGCAGCAGAUGAAACAACUGCAGGUUUUACUGAAAGACACAGAACACAGUAAGAAAGCACUGGAGGAGGAGCUUCAGAAGACCGCAGAGAAAGCCACGGCCACUGUGGAGGAGAACAAGACACUGAAGACUAAACUGGAGGUGGCGGAGGCAGUACAGAGACAGACCAACAGUGCGGAGCAAGACUAUGAGGAGGUCAUCCAGCUCCUGGAGGCCGAGAUCAAAGACCUGAAGAGCCAGCUCGCUAGCAGGAGCCAGAAGGGUCUGGAGGCCACCAAAGAGGAUGUCAUGGAGCUGAACAGAAGACUGUCCAUCAUUGACUGUCAGCUGAGGAGGUCUGAGCUGACCAGGAAACAUCUGGAGAUCUGCAAUAAGAAACUGUUAGGCUUCGCUCAGAACGUCCACAAGGUUCUCACCAAUGCCACUUUAUUUGGAAGCGAAAAUGGGAGCACAAAGUCGUCCCCGGCCACGGACAGCCCGGACACACCCUCUCCCAUCCCUGACCCGGCUUACCAGCUCGCAGCCGAGGCUAAAGAACUUGUCGACGGAGUUUGCUCUCUGUGCACUGAAGAUCAGGCAUCCCCGUGCAGUCCCGACGGAUGCAUCCUGCAGGCAGGGAAGGACUGUGUUGCGGAGUAA